CAAAUCAAAACAAUAUUUAAAAACAUCAUUUAUGCACUGUUGAAAUAGUAAUUUCAGUCGUUAUUGCCCUAAGAUAUCAGGAAACCAUUUAAAUAAUUAACAAAAUUAAUUUUGUGCUUGUAAUUGAUUAAAUAAAUGUGACGUUUAUUCCCAGUCUUGUGGCAACAUUGGCAGUAUUUGUUGUGUGGGCAUUAGUCACACGAAAAAUUGCAAUGGAUUUUUAUACGAUUUAGUCCCCGUACAAAUGAAGACAAUAAAAUGACGGUGGCGGAGUUUUUCGGUUGUACGUUUCUGGCCUUCGGGCCGCCGUUCGCGAUGUUCGUAUUGACAAUUGCUCACGACCCCGUUAGGAUAAUUAUUUUGAUAGCUGCUGCCUUUUUUUGGCUCCUAUCCCUGUUGUUGUCGUCCGCCUGGUGGUUUAUCGUCAAGCCCCUGAGGAAAGAUUUAGUGUUUGGUGUGAUUUGCUCAGUUUUGUUCCAAGAAGCAUUCAGAUAUAUCAUCUACAGGAUCUUGAGGAAGGCCGAAAACGGAUUGAAGAAGAUUACAGAUGAUAGUGUGAAAUUAAUAGAAAACAAACACAUUUUAGCGUACGUCAGUGGAAUGGGUUUUGGAUUAAUCAGUGGAGCAUUCUCCCUGAUUAAUGUGGUUGCUGACGCUAUUGGACCUGGAACAAUGGGAUUGAAAACUGGCUCAGAAACAUUCUUCAUCUCAAGUGCAGCCACCUGUCUAUGCUUCAUACUUCUGCACACGUUUUGGGGCGUCAUUUACUUUAAUGCAUGGGAUAACAACAAUAAAAUUCAAGUGGGUUUAGUAGUAGUCAGUCAUGUAAUAUGUUCAGGACUCACUUUACUUAACCGGUACCAAUUUUAUGCAGCAUCACUUGUCCCAUUGUAUCUGUUUGUUGUUCUAACCGGGCUGUUUGCUUUCAAAACGGCCGGCGGUUCGUAUUCGUCCUUCAAGAAUUGUAUUCUCUUAAAAUAGACUUGUAACCAUUAUUAAAAAGACUUGUUUUUAAUUAUAAAUAAUUUUAUAAGUAAUAAAUCAUUUUGGAAAUA
Messenger RNA from Aethina tumida (small hive beetle), 1055 nucleotides. It is a transcript of the gene aph-1, whose product is annotated as gamma-secretase subunit Aph-1. The transcript has a single exon. Gene Ontology annotation, molecular function: protein-macromolecule adaptor activity. The record is from RefSeq and is a predicted model, not a curated record. Lineage: Eukaryota; Metazoa; Arthropoda; Insecta; Coleoptera; Nitidulidae. Bases 259 to 981 code for a protein of 240 amino acids. Gene Ontology annotation, biological process: Notch receptor processing; Notch signaling pathway; positive regulation of catalytic activity. Gene Ontology annotation, cellular component: membrane; gamma-secretase complex; endoplasmic reticulum.